AUGAUGCUCAGCGACGGUCAGCAGCAAAGGGCGGCUGAGGUUGGCCAUCGGCUUCUGCAAGCAGCUCUUAGUGAGGGCGACAGCGUAGCAGCGGAGACUCUCAUUCGAGGGUAUACACGUUUGGUGGCGAGAGUUUGGAGGCCUGAGAGACGCAAGUCGAUGCUGGUGGAGACAUACCGUGUUUACAAUGCCGAACCGCGUAGAGCCAACAUGUGCCUUCAAAUACUACUCAGAGCUGGUUUGCAUGAUCCGCUUGAAUUUAUAAGCACCUUUUCUGAUUUGGCGGUCGAAGGUGAUGAUGGUACAACCGCGUUGUUGAUAUUGCUAUCACUACUGCACAAGUAUCCCCAACGGUUAAGACGGCUUGUACCGGAGUUUGCGGAGGCCGCAGUGCUGCGGUGUCUGGACCCAGUCUUCCCGCUUCGACGACGCAAUUGCCUCAUAACGGCAACGUCGGCUCUCCACGAGAUGGUGAAGACCUUCCCGAACACUUCUUUCGAUCAAUCAACACAACGCUUCGCCGUCGCUAAAGAUGCUGUUAUUAUUGUCUAUGAUCUACGUACAGCGAGCAAGUGGAGAGUUUUCGAGGGGCAUUCAGGAGAUAUCUCGGCGAUUGCAUUCGACCCAACAGGAGCGCAGUUGGCGUCUUAUUCAGCUCAAGAUGCGACCUUGAGAAUUGACCAGUGUGGUUCCACGGGAUUUUUCGGGGGCAUUUUGAGAGUCGCUGGAAAGCUGUUAUUAACGCGGCAGCUACAACACAUCCAGAGGGGAGGCACGGAUGAGUGUCGGUGUAGAGUGAUCUGGAGAAGCAGAAGUGAACUCCUCUUGACGAGAGAAGACAAUACGACGGUGCUGAUGAAAACGUCUGAUGAUGAUUGA
Perkinsus marinus ATCC 50983 is the source of this 879-nucleotide messenger RNA. RefSeq lists its product as hypothetical. The coding region runs from base 1 to 879 and encodes 292 amino acids. Gene Ontology annotation, molecular function: protein binding. Gene Ontology annotation, cellular component: cytoplasm. The record is from RefSeq and is a predicted model, not a curated record. NCBI's taxonomy places the organism in Eukaryota, Perkinsozoa, Perkinsida, Perkinsidae. The transcript has a single exon.